Aureobasidium namibiae CBS 147.97 is the source of this 1635-nucleotide messenger RNA. Its product is annotated as AMP-binding enzyme. The coding region runs from base 1 to 1635 and encodes 544 amino acids. The record is from RefSeq and is a predicted model, not a curated record. The transcript has 2 exons. NCBI's taxonomy places the organism in Eukaryota, Fungi, Ascomycota, Dothideomycetes, Dothideales, Saccotheciaceae.
AUGACGAGAGAAACUCCUGAAUAUGGCACAAGACUGCUUCCGACUCUCAUCGACGAGAUCGCCAUUGCUACACCAACUCGCGUCUAUGCAUCUAUCCCAAUCGACGACACAGACUUAUCUCAAGGUUUCCAACCCAUCACAUACGUAGAGUUUGCACGAGCAAUAGACUCUCUAUCUUUCUGGCUAGACGAAACCCUCGGAAAAGCCGAUGGCACGUUCCCAACUUUCGCGUACUUGGGACCUAGGGAUCUUGGAUAUUGCGUUGUGGUCGUUGCAGCGGCGAAGGUGGGUAGGAAAGUGCUGUUGGCUUCUCAUCUUGCAUCGUCUGACGCACAUCUGUUUCUUCUGGAGGCGUUGGAGUGUACAGCUGUGAUAUAUGCCUCCGAGACAACUGCAUUAGCACAAUCGCUGGAAGAAAGAUUUCCGAGUGCAAAGUACAUCAGCACAACAUCUCUGGGCAACUUUCUGGAAGGAUCCAAGACUGCGAAGAGAAGCGAGCGAUACGAGUACUCCAAGUCCUACUCAAAAGCAUAUGCAGAUCCGGUCAUGGUUGUACACACAUCAGGAACAACCGGAAUGCCAAAACCUGUGAUCUGGACUCACGAUAUGCUGGCAUCAGUCGACAGACUACAUACUCUGCCAGGUAGCGCAGCAACGCAAGUGGGAGGUCAAAGUAUCUAUUGUGCACUACCUGUUUUUCACACUUCGGGCAUGACAGCCAGUCUCUUGACGCCUGUGUAUCUCAACACAAUCAUCAUUCUCGGACCCUCGGGAGUUCGACCUGACAAGAAGACUGUUCUGGCAGUGUUGCGUAAUGCACCUGUCAGCGCAGCAUCCUUCCCGCCAAACUUGUUGGAGGAACUUCUCGCCGACUCUGUAUCCCGCAAAGAACUCCAGAAACUCAAGAAGAUAGUCUACGGUGGCUCUCCACUAUCUGCCUGGGCAACGAAUAUCGUCAGCGAUGAAUUUUCUGGCACCGUGACCUCAGCACUAGGUAGCACAGAAGGCGGACUCUGGCUCACAGGCCCAGCACCUUCACCCUCGGACCACGGUUACUUCCUCUUCCACCCCUUCAUGUCCACCUCGUUCCAACACACCUCUGCCGAUCUUUACGAACUGGUUAUACAGCGUACACCACACUCAGAAGCCUACACGAAUUUCUUCAGAUGUGGAGAGACAAUCACAGAAUUCAGGACUAAAGAUUUGUUUUCGCCGCAUCCAGAGAAGAAGGGGCUGUGGAGGUAUAGAUGCAGAAAAGAUGAUUUGGUGUUGCUCAGUGGAGAGGUAAAGAUGUAUGCUGGUGCGAUUGAGGAAGCGGUCUCUGCUCAUCCGGCGGUGAAGACUGCGUUGGUGGGCGGUCAGUAUCGCAGCAGACCGUUUUUGCUGGUCGAACCUGCUGAGACAAUCACGAUCAAGGAGCAGCAAGCAGAGUUUGUGGAUGAGAUCUGGCCGACUGUUGAAGCUGAGAAUGAGAAACACCAUGAGUCUGCCAGGUUGCAGCGGGAACUGGUGAUUGUAGUCGGAGCUGAGAAGAAGAUGAUACCAACGGCCAAGGGGAGCGUGGAUCGCAAAGCAACUUUGUCAACAUUCGAACGAGAAAUCGAUCACAUGUACAAAGCUUGGUCGAAGUUGUAG